Messenger RNA from Ostreococcus tauri, 11523 nucleotides. Its product is annotated as Tetratricopeptide-like helical. Lineage: Eukaryota; Viridiplantae; Chlorophyta; Mamiellophyceae; Mamiellales; Bathycoccaceae. Gene Ontology annotation, cellular component: nucleus; SAGA complex; NuA4 histone acetyltransferase complex. The transcript has a single exon. Gene Ontology annotation, molecular function: transcription coregulator activity; protein binding. Gene Ontology annotation, biological process: regulation of DNA-templated transcription; DNA repair. Bases 1 to 11523 code for a protein of 3840 amino acids. The record is from RefSeq and is a predicted model, not a curated record.
AUGGGGUUGUCGACGUAUGAGCAGCAAGCUGAAAGAUUGAUGAGUAAGUCAGCGACGACGUCGAUGCGAUUGGAGGUGGCAACGAGCGUUCGAGACGGAAUAGAAAUCGUGCACACGAGUGAGUACGUCAACUUUCUGAAGAGUUGUUUCCCAGCCUUCAAGGAAAUCCUGACGAAACACACGUCACCUACAAUGGAGGACAACGAGAUGAACGCGUUACGCCACGUAGUGUACGAAAUUUUGAACAGAUUGCCGUUUAACGAGGUGUUGCGGCCGUACGAGUCGGAGCUCCUGGACCUGGCGCUGGAGUCAUUGCGCGAAGAAAACGAGAAGAAUGCGCUGCUGUGCCUGAGGGUCAUCUUCGAUUUGCAUCGAAACUUUCGACCGACGAUGGAUAAGAGGGUAGAGCCGUUUAUACGUUUCGUACACGACGUUUACGAAGGAUCAGGGGUCACCAUUGAUGAGCUUUUGGGUUCGAGCGGCUCGACUCGCAAGCGCGGCAAGUCAGAAGAAAAGCUCCCGGCGCCGUGCGAGCUUCCGAGCCAUAAGUCCUUCAAGGUCAUGAUGGAGUGUCCUCUUAUCGUGAUGCUGGUGUACCAGUUGUACAAUCGAGACAAGUUCAUUCAACAGGAAGUGGAGAAAAUGAUACCGCUCAUGGUCAAGUUCACCGGGCUGCAAACGAUCGAUAUUGAUUCCAUGUCAGCAGGGCAGCGUGAGUUUUCGAGCGACCUGAAAUCGGCUCAGGUGAAAACGAUCGGCUUCAUCACAUUUCUCCUUCGAGGAAACUCCGUUUUCGUCGAGCCGCAUCACGAAGAGAUUUCCAACGCAAUUGUUUCUUUGCUGAGGACGUGCCCGGACGUGGUGGCGACUCGCAAGGAGUUACUCAUCGCCACUCGUCACGUCCUUAGCUCGCCUCCACUGUGCAAGGGGUUCUUUCAGCAUCUUGAUUUGAUGAUGGACGAGGACGUUCUCGUAGGUACCGGGCGGAUGUGCAUCGAGAACUUGCGACCUCUAGCGUACUCUUUCCUUGCGGAACUCGUGCAUCACAUGAAGGCCGAACUCACCCUGGAACAAAUUCGUCGGGCGAUUCACAUUUUCAGCCGUAACAUGCAAGACGAAACGUUGCCAUUGUCGACGCACAUGACCUGUGUACGACUGAUGCAUCACUUGGUGGAGUCCGUCUUCCGUAUGCGCACCGAUGCUUCGCGAGCUACGGAGGCUCGAGAAUUUUUGGUUCGCAUCAUGUAUGCGACCGUCGCAAAGUUCAGGACGUUGCGCCCGAACAUCCCGGAGUUGUUGAAAACGGCGAGUGGCUUGGAAGCUGCCGUCAAAGCGAAAGCGUCGAAGAGAUCAAAAGAUGCAAAGGCUGAUGGUGUCGCCGAGACGGGCGCCACCGAGACUCCCAAUAAGAGCGCUAGCGAGAAGAAGGAGAGUAGUGAUGAUCCUGAACCCGAUCUUCCCAGUCACGAGAAACUUCGGUCGCUUUCCGACAAUAAGGCAAUCAUAAAGACUCUGACGAUUGGUAUGAAGACGCUGCUUUGGAGCAUUACAAACUUCAAUGGAUCUGAAUCCGUGGACAUCGGGCUCAACCGAUCAGAGAUUAAGCGCGCUUCCGGAUUCAUUCGAAAUGGAGUCAAGUGCAUGCAGCUGUUCAAUGGGACGGAGUGUACGGAAAUGUGCACGCAUUUUUCGGAGGCAUUGUUGGUCCUUGAGCCAAGGAAUUUCGUCGACAUGAUGAGCUUGCAUUUCGAUGACUUCUUCGCGGGCAUGUUAGAGCUCCCGACAAUGGUCCAAGUGCCUCACCUCUUACUACAGAAUACAAAGUUGUGCAGAUAUUUUGCAGACGCAGCGAUGACUUAUUUGUUGGAGAAGAAGCUGGAAUGUCUGCGCGAUCAAUCCUCGCAAGAGGCUCAGCUAGUGCUCAAGCUGUUUUCAUUGCUUCUGCACGCAAUAAGUAAGCAUAGUCACUGCGAAAGUGUGCUGAGCACACAUGUGAUUUUCAUGAUGGACGCGUGUCUAAAGGCGAUCAGAGAAAACGAUAACCCGUCUGCGUACGUUAGAUUGCUUCGAUACUUGUUUAGAGCCAUGGCUCAAGCCAAGUUUGACGUGUUGUAUCAGGAAGUGGUACCGAUUUUACCGGCCACACUUGAUUGUCUCUUGGCGAUGUUGAACGGUCCAGAUCCGCUCGAACUGCACGAUACUGUCGUCGAACUGUGCCUGAUUUUACCGGCGAGGCUUUCUUCCAUUCUUCCGCACCUACCGAAACUGGCCAUGCCUUUGUGCAGGGCGCUGCGCGCGCAUGCGAAUGAGCUGAACCUACUCGGCCUGCGUACUUUAGAGUUCUGGGUUGACUCGCUCAACCCUGAAUUCCUCGACCCAUGCAUCGCUGAAGUGGAGUCUGAGUUAAUGCUUGCGCUUUGGGCGAUGCUAAAGCCGCAACAGAGUGGUUCGCCGUUCGGUGCCAAGGCUAUGCAACUGCUUGGGAAACUGGGUGGUAGGAAUCGAGCCUUCCUGAAGAAUCCUCUCAAGCUGGACGCUAAGAGCAAUCCUGAGCACGGUCUACGCAUGAUUUUGAUGUUCAAGCCCGAUACGUCGUUUUUGGUUCCGUUGGAUCGAUGCAUUGUGUUGAUGCAGAAUAUUUUGACUACACCGAUGAUUCCUAAUGUCAAGCCCUCAGAGGCGCUUGUUCGUCACAGGCGUCAAGCACUCACCUUCAUCAGAACGUGCUUGGUAUCGAUUUUGAACUUGAGUGCGGCGCGUGCGCUUUACGGAACAGUAGAAGAGAUCGAGAGCGCCUUAGAGGCUGCCAUAUCGAAUGGGUGGGGUAAGAAGUGUGAAGCGAUGACUGGCGUCGAGGCGACGCCUCAGUUGGGCAACAAGACAAAGGGCCAGCUCGUGGCUGAGCAGAAUAUCUUCAAGAGGUUGGUCGUUACCGUCAUAGCGGCUGAGUGUGACUUAUCACUCAAGGAAACUGACGAGAAAUUUAUGGACAAUGUGUGUGAGCACGUGGCUUUGCUGUUUGUGAACAGUGCUACUUGCACACCCGGCGAAGAUACGGACAAUAUGGAUCACGAUUCGGUCGAGCGACCACGCGCAACCAACUUAAAGGUGCUGGAAACUACAUUGUUUUUGGACGCGCUCAUGACCUCAUUCGAGUCUACCAAGCAGAUUUAUCUGACGGCCACAGUGAAGGCGUUAGCCACUUUCCUGGAUGCAGUUUUGAUUCUGUCCAGAGAUGAACUCCAGUCGCUGCAAACAGCUGACGAUAGCUUAGAGAAACAGAGGACACCGAAGUCCAAAUCGAAGAAGAAGACCGAUAUCCACGAUGACGAGAGCCCUUACCCUAUAUUGGCCAGUUUAGUCGAGGCAGUCUUGCCUCGAUUCGUGCACUGCUGCUACAAACGAGAACCCCAUAGCAUCAUAGGUGGCGUUGAAGGUUUCAAUUUGUUGAUCGAGCGGUUGCCGACGUCCAUUUGGCGACGACGCUUGCCGGAUAUUUUGAGCGCUAAUAUCCGCGCCAUUCAACUUCUUCCAGCCCACGCACCUGCACAGAAGAAACGAGUCGAGCAAGUGUUCCUGCAACUUGUCGAAAAGUUUAUUCCGGCGGAAGUUUCGCCUCGAGGCGAUGACGCACCUACUGGCGUCGACGCUGGGGUGAGUGUGCUGGUUGAUGAGUUGUGCAACUUGUCGAGUACGUGUGCGUCACGUGCGGCUAUAGAACGCGCGCUUUUGGGUAUUUCCGAGCGAACAUCAACGCCUAUGGACACCGUGCUGUCGAUUACUGAUGAGAAGCUGAUGACGGUGUUUGAGAGACCUUUGCUAACGCGGCACGUGCUCUCCCAAAUACAAACGGUGAAGUUGAUAAACUUCUGCCUGAACGCGUCGCCGCAUUUAAUCACUUUCAGGGACAAAUGGGAAAAUAACCUUCGCGCAUUCAUCAAUGAAGCGCUUACGAUCGCUGAAGUUGAAGAUCCAACGAUUAUGAGUGUGGAGACGAGAGAGAACGAGGCAAUGUCCACCCUUCGGCAGUCAUGCGUCCAGCUCAUUAGUAGUGCUCUCAAAGCCCCAGAGUUUUCGGAUGCAGAUACCGCUGAAGAGCUCACGGUGAUCCGCGAGCGUAUCUCAACCGUGCUGUUCACGAGUCUGACGUCUCGCAACAAGGUGAUCGUAGAAAUCGCGAAGAAAGGUUUGGUUGAGGUGAAACCGUACAUGAACAAGAACACGCUCAAGCAGUCGGUGAGUCCGAUCUUGAUGAAUUUACAGCACCUCUCGAAGCUGUCGGUGCCGUUGCUGGAAGCGCUUGAAUAUCUUCUUGAGUUGCUCGCUGAGUGGUUUAGCCCAACACUAGGUGAGAAACUACUCGAGCACAUCAAGUACUGGAUAGAGCUGGAUUUCAGCGCCCCCGCGGUUCCUGGUCAACUGCGAAAGUCUCCGAAAGAUGCUAAGUUGAUUGCUGCCAUCGUCAACUUAUUUCACUUGUUGCCCAAAUUGCGCGAUAAAAAUGAGUUGAAACCGAACGAGAAGCGACUGCUACCGUUUGAUUUCAUAAAACCGCUGGUGCGCGAUAUCAUGGUCAUCGAGUCAACCAUGCCUCCGGCGAGCGUCUACAGCUCCGCGCACUCGCUGUUUAUUGUGCCGCUCACCAAGUUUUUGAACCGGUAUCCUAAAGAGUCUGUCGCAUACUUCUUGGCGCGCCUCGAUCAGCCAGAACACUUUGCGCGCUUUGUGAGCAUACUGAAGCUGCCCGAAGCUGCCGAUCUCCUGAAAACCAUCACUUCAAGUUCAUCAAAACUCUUGCACAUCAUCUUUGGCGCUGGAAAGGGCGAGAUGGAUGAGAUUGAUAAAAUCGCGGUUGAAGGCGUCGAGCCGAUUGAGGAUACAAAGCUCGCGUACUACAACGGGUUGCAACUUCUGGCGACAAUUGCAAAGCUCAAGCCUGAUUGGUUACCUAAGGAGAAGGCAAUUUUGAAGCAACUCAACGAGUGCUGGGAUAGCAAUGACAGGGCGGCAACUCUGAGCGACGAGAGCAAGGUUUCACUCCCGGCCAUGAUGGAAACGAAAUAUCUCGCAAAGUGUUUCCUUUCCAUCGUAAAGAACGAUCACUCGCAGGUCGAGAUAUUGUUCAAGAUCAUCUCGGUGCUGUGCACACGUAGUUCUGUUGACUUCACUUUUGUUCGCGAGUUUGUCAAGAACGAGGUGGUAGAGAGGUACACACCUGCCGAACGCAACGCGGUGCUUAAACAAUUCUUGAAGGAGUUUGCCGAGCAACUCGAAGCAAUCGAAGAUGCAAAUCCUGACCAUGUGACGUGCUCACUGAAAGUUAUGGUGAAUCCCAUGCUCGAGAAAUCGCUCACCGAUGGACGUGAUGAUGACGGUGAACCAUCGGAUAAACUUCUCGAGAUCGUGACGGAUGACUUUGUGAGCGAGCUCGUGACGGAUGUAUUUGAGCCGUCUGACGGAGGCAACGAUGCACUGUACACUGAGUCCGUCCUUAUUCAGUUGCUCCAGCUAAGCACACUUCUCAUCCGCUACGUGCCCAAGACCCUCGUGGAUCAUCGCAAAGAGCUCAUCAAGUUUGGCUGGAACCAUUUGAAGCGCGAGGAUUCCUCAAGCAAGCAAUGGGCGUUCGUCAACAUCAGCUACUUCUUACAGCAGUAUCAAGCUCCGGAAAAGAUCAUACUUCAAGUGUUUGUGGCAUUGCUUCGAGCGUACCAGCCGGAGCAGAAGGCUCUGGUGACUGAGGCGUUGGAUGCCCUCGCGCCAGCGUUGCCGGUGCGCCUUCCUCCGGGUGAGCACAAGUAUCCGAUUUGGAUUCGAUACACGAAGAAGAGUCUCAUCGAAGGCGGGCACUCUCUUCCGCAGAUCGUUCACAUUUGGAGCUUGAUUGUGCGUCAUGCGAAGUUGUUCUAUUCCUCGCGAGCGCAGUUUGUGCCACAGAUGGUCAACUUGCUUUCUCGUUUGGGUUUGCCUACGAGCUCCUCACACGUCAACCGAGCUCUCUCUGUCGAUUUGGUCGAGCUGAUCAUCAACUGGGAAAAUGACCGUGUUUCUGGCGCUGGAUUGCGAACGGCGAGCGAGCAGAUGAAGCCCGGUAAACGAAAGGCUAAGCAAAGCCCUGAGAAGGAGGAAGAGGCAUCGCCGCCGCCGCCGCGCGGAAAGAAAGCAAGCAAGAAGGCUAAGAAGGAAGAGUGCGAAGCAAAGUCCGCGGGUAGGUCCACGCGUGCGUCGCGCUCGUCGAAAGCUCCCAAGGAUGACGAUGACGACGAUACCGCCGACGAAAUGAUGAGUGAUUUGCCUGAAACGGAAACGCUCAAUUCAAUGCCGUCGAUUGGUGUCAUUGACGAGGGCUUCAAACCGUCACCGGCCAUGGAGGAAAUCAUAGUCAAUUUCCUCGUCCGCAUGACUUUUAUCACGUGCGAAGGUAAAGAGCAGGAUUCGAAGGAGCUCAACACGCGCACGGUCGAACUUCUAUCGACUGCUUUGGAGAUGUGGCCGUCUGCGCGCAUCAAGUUCACGUUCGUUGACAAGCUCUUGACUUUGGCAAACCAGUCCAACCGCGACCCGACGUCUACGCUGUUGAUGAGCCUUUCGGUGCUUCGAAGAGCAAUGAAAAUUUCUGAUUACAAGUUUUUUUCGGAGAAUGUCGAACAGACGCUUAGUCUGAUAGAACCUUGUCUCAGUUCGACGAGCGAAAGAGCGCACUCACUUCUUGCGGAAGUGGUCGGUAUGGCGUUUGAUCGUUUCAAAUCGAAGGACAAUACCGAACCGGAGAGCUGCGAGAUUCAGUUGCGACAUCAGCUCGAUAGGGUGUACACAAGAGCAAUUGCAGAUGCUACGGUAUCGAAAAGUCUGCCGAAUGCCGAGCACGCCAGCACAACGCUCGCGUGUACCCUGAAGGUGAUGGCAACCGAAGGUGCCUUGCGCACAGCUAUGAUCGAUGAAAACUUGCCAAAAUUGAUGAAGGUUCUCGCACGUCUCACCCACGAAUUAAACCAAGCGUCGGCGGCUGGAGACAUUCAGCCCAUCCACCCAAAGCGCGGCCAAACGCCGCCAGAGGUCGUUCAACCAGAGUAUGGCAGCGUUGCAAACUGCAUGGUUAUGUGCAUCGACAUCAUUUCCAAGAGAGUCAUCAAUGCCGGUUCAGAGCAGAAGCAAAUCUUCCUCCGAUUGUUGUUGCAACUCAUUAAUGACAAGUCGACGCACGGAAACGUCUUAAUGGCCAUUCUCGAUGCCAUGAUCGCGUGGGCGGAUGAUUCCACCCUCGGAGAAGCAGUGUCGGAUGAUGAGCGCAACAGUCGAGUUGGUAGUCUCAAUGCGAAGGAGACGGUCUUGUUCUUGUCAAAGCUGGCACAGUUGACGCGCAUGGGUCUUGCCAUUACCCAGACGCAAGAGUGGGAGGAGAAACUUCUCAACGUUACUUACAAGCUGUGCUCUGCAGAAGGCAAACAUGAACCGGCUUUGAGAAGCGAAGUAUUCCUCAAGGUUGAGCGCUUGCAUCUUCUUGGGUUGCGCACUCGUCGUCCAGAGCUUCGAAAGAAAUUCUUCUCCUUGUAUCAUGAGGUCAUCGGAAAAUCGCUCUUCCAACGACUGCAGUACAUCUUGUGCAUUCAAGAUUGGGACGCGAUGGCUGAUACGUUCUGGUUGAUGCAAGGCUUAGACUUGAUCCUCAGUACGCUUGCAGAGGACGAACGAAUCAUGCUCGCCCCGAACAGCGCGCUGAUUUCUCCAUUGUUACCGAUCGAUCUGGAGACUAAGAAUCCGUUGCCGGUUCCAUCCAAACCAAAGAACGCAAAAUCAAACUCUCCUGAACUUGAUGAACUUAUUAAGAGGCACGCGAAGUUCUUGCACGAAAAGUCGAACAUUUCUGUGAAUGAUUUGAUGACGCCUCUUCGCCAAGUGGCGACGCGCAAUGCACACAUUGCGUACUACCUGUGGGUUUUGAUCUUCCCGAUCGUGUGGGCAACGCUGCAGCGCGAAGAGCAGCUACAGCUAGCGAAGCCGAUGAUUGGUUUGCUCAGCAAGGAAUCGCACCUUCGCCAAGCGGCCGUGCGCCCGAACGUAAUUCAGGCCUUGCUCGAGGGUAUUUCGCUUUCUCAGCCGCAGUUGAAGAUACCGAGCGAACUCACCAAAUUUCUUGGGAAGACUUUCAAUGCCUGGCAUACUGCGAUCGCGUUGCUUGAAAAUCACGUCGUGCGUUAUCCGCAAGAGGCAAGAUGCUUCGAUGCGUUGAGUGAACUAUACCGCUUGCUAAACGAACAAGACGUGCUGGCGGGUCUCUGGAUGCAACGCUGUCACUCGGACGUGACGCGUGCAGGUCUCUCUCUCAGUCAGCACGGGCACUGGCAGAAUGCUCAGGAGGUUUUCUUCGAGGGCAUCCAACUUGCCACGGCCGGACAAGCUCCUGGCGUCUCAAAGACAGAGAUGUGCCUUUGGGAAACGCAGUGGUUGAACUCCGCCAUGCAACUAAAUCAGUGGGAUCUCAUCUCGGACUUCAGCCGGACCGUCGAACACAGUGAGUUGAUGGUGCAGAGCAUGUGGCGAUUGUCUGAUUGGGCCGGUGUCAAAGAACUUCUUCCGAGUGGGGCGUUGAACGAGACGGAGGAAACUCCUGAAAUUACGACCGUUCGCGCGUUCGCGUCACUUGUGAGUGGACGUGUGCGAGAGGCUGAGCAACACUGGGCAAACGCCGUGAAGUCGUCGCUCGAUCGCUGGUGGCGCCUUCCAGAGACAGGAUCCACGUGCCACAUCCCAUCCCUGCACGUUUUCAACGCCAUUGCGGAAGUGCAAGAAUCAACGCGCAUUUUGCUUGAGCUAUCAAACACUCAGCGCCGAGGCGCUCAAGGUCUUGCAAACAAUCGCACACUCGUUCAGGAUAUCAUGGAAACUUGGCGUCUGCGAACUCCGAACGAAUGGGAUCAAAUGCCUUGGUGGAACGAGAUCCUGAUGUGGCGCGGUAACAUGCACAAUAUUAUGACUCAUGCCGCGAAGCAAAUCGGAGAACAGAACCCGGCGAUGCUUCAGGUCACUCAGCAACUUGACCAACUAGGCCAGCGUGAGCGAGCGUGGAGCUUGAAUAAGUUUGCGAAUGCCGCGCGCAAGCAGAACUUGCCCGAGGUUGCGCUAAACAUCUUGAACCGUCACCAAGGGCAAAUUGAAGUGUCCGAGGCGUUCUCGAAGCUUCGAGAGCAGUGUGAAUCAUAUCUUUCACUCGGAGACGAAGCCGUGACCGGUCUCAACCUUCUUGAGUCACAAAGCUUGGAGUUCUUUGCUCCGCCGCAAAAGGCAGAACUCUUCCGUCUUCGAGCCAAGUUCCAAGAGCAAAUGGAAGACUAUUCUGGCGCAUACACGUCGUACGCAACGGCCGUGACGUUGUGUAAACAGCUUGCCGAAGGAUGGAUAUCUUGGGGACACUUCUUGCGCAAGCACCGAAACGAAGGCACGGGACUGAUGCAAGCGACGACGUGCCUCCUCCAGGGUGUGAGAAACAAUGUUCAAGAGAACCGACACGAGUUGCUCCACGUAGUGCGCAUGCUGGCGUUCGAUGCAAAUACCUCGGCAGUCGGGGGAGCGAUCAUGCGACACCUCGAAUAUCUGCCCAAGUGGGUGUGGAUUCCGUGGAUUCCGCAACUCCUUCUGUCUCUUGGGCACAACGAAACGCAGUACGCGAGGUCGAUUCUUCUGCAAAUCGUCGCUGCCUAUCCGCAAGCGCUUUAUUAUCAACUUAGAACAUCACUACUCGAACGUAGGGAUGCAGCCGCCCGGGCAACUCAAACUGCUCGAAAACUAGCGGCCAAAGACGACGAAAAGGGUAAGAGCGAGGCGAAGGCAUCAUACGCUGAUAUCCAAGCCGCCGCCCAGCGAGCGCAAGAGGCAACGAUCGCGUUCGAAGCAGCGAAGGAGGUCAUGGAGCAACUGCGCGUCAGAAACACGAAUCUUGUUGGUGAGCUUGAAGUGCUGCUCAGCGAAUUGGGAACGCAGUUCGCUUGUACACCGGAGGAACGCUUGCUUGUCGUCGUGUGCACUCUGUUGCAUCGAUGUUACAAGUAUCCUGCGGCAACGACGGGUGAAGUUCCAGAGAACUUUAAAAAGGAGCUAAUCGGCGUCUACCAAGCAUGCUUCAGUGCGGACACGUCCGUCAAACAUGCCGACUUCGUCAAAGAGUACAAAGCGAGUUACGAGCGCGAUUUAAAUCCGGAGCAGAAGACUUUCCCCAAAACCGUUGCCGAACUCAUGUCAAAGCUUAAGGGUUGGAAACAGCGGCUAAUGAACGACGUCGAGGACAGUUUACCCGCGUCGCUUCGUCUUGAAGACGAGUCGAUGGCCCUUCGGCACGUUACGUUCAACGAAAUCGAAGUGCCAGGGCAGUAUGCCAACAUUUCAUACGGUGUCACGGAUCGCUUCAUGAAGCUCAACCGCAUCGGAGCUGACGUGCACAUUGUGCGACGAAACGGCAACUGCUUCCGUAGGUUGGAGUUCCUUGGCACUGAUGGCUCGAUUAAACAGUUCAUCGUGCAAACGUCGCUGACGCCCGCAGCGAGAGGAGAAGAACGGAUGUUGCAGUUUCUCACCAACCUCAACGAUGUCUUUGCCAAGCACGCGGAGACGCGACGCCGGAACAUGUGUUACUACACCCCGGCUAUCAUUCCUGUGUGGCCGCAAGUUCGCCUUUUGGAAGAUGACGACAAUCAUGGCACGUACCAAGAAGUGUACGACGCGAACUUUGCGCGCUACGGUCGAGAAGCGGAUCUUCCGAUCACACUCUUCAAAGCUGCACUCGACCCCGCCAUUCUCGGUGAAGUCACGGGCGCGGAAGACGUCUUGGAGCUGCGUCUCAAGGCUCUCAUGGAGAUUACACAAAAACAUGUCACCGAGAAUAUCUUCUCUCAGUACAUGUACAAGACUCUUCCGAACAGCUCCCACCUCUGGACGUUCAAGCGGCAGCUUUCACAACAGCUCGCGAUGUCGAGCUUGCUCUCAGCGCUCCUGCGCAUUGGUGGACGAACCCCUCAAAAGAUUGCUUUCGCCAAAGACACGGGGAACAUCUUCAUGCUCGAUUUCCAUCCCACGUUCGACUCUAAUGGAAUCGUUGAGUAUAUUGAACCUGUGCCGUUCCGCCUUACGCGGAACUUGCACACGUUUUUCACUCCCUUCGGCGUCAAGGGAGACUUCGUCGCCUCCAUGGCUUCGGCUGCGCACGCAUGCAGCGCGCCCGAGUCGCAACUGGAGGCCCAUCUCGAGCUCUUCUUCCGUGAUCAGCUCAUCUUAUGGCCGUGGCGUCGCAUGGGUGCAGCACCGAACGUUGCACCUAUCGAUCCGUCACCGACGGAUAUCAACACAAUGGCGCUCUCCAACGUACAAGAGGUUCUUCGCCGGUUGUCCAUUAUCGCGCCCAUCCCGCCGCCCGGCGCGUCCGCCGCGGACACCGUCCGAAGCGUGCAAAAAGCCGUCAUGCACCUCGUCGACGCCGCGCUCAACAUUAGAAAUGUCGCCCGCAUGGAAUCCACGUGGGCUCCUUGGUUUUAG